This is a messenger RNA of Glycine soja, 2366 nucleotides long. RefSeq names its product S-type anion channel SLAH2-like. Gene Ontology annotation, cellular component: membrane. The coding region runs from base 169 to 1962 and encodes 597 amino acids. Gene Ontology annotation, molecular function: voltage-gated monoatomic anion channel activity. The transcript is spliced from 6 exons. Gene Ontology annotation, biological process: transmembrane transport; intracellular monoatomic ion homeostasis. Lineage: Eukaryota; Viridiplantae; Streptophyta; Magnoliopsida; Fabales; Fabaceae. The record is from RefSeq and is a predicted model, not a curated record.
ACAUCUUUGUCCAUCGUCAUUUUUUUAAGCCUACAGUGCAUUUUCUCUGGUGAAUUCUAAUCUUGGUCAUAUUUAAAUUCUCACUUUUCGAUCAUCAACUCACAAGGUGGUUGUCCAAGAUUUCUAGUAGUCCCGUGGCAGAGAAGAGAAAAGGCUUAAAGAUCUAGCAUGGAAAACAACAUAAACAUUGAAAUUGAAGAACAAGGCUCUCCUGAAGUUCCAUCACUCAUAAGGUAUAUAUCAUCAAGUGAUGUUGCGGGCUUUGACACUGCUGACUCUCAACCUCCCAGCCCAUAUACCCAAGGAAGUGAAGAAACCUCACCAAGAAGACAACAUGAUGAACCUGUAGUCAUCAAUCAUCAAAGGAAGUAUUCUAUCAGCAUGCCACUUUCUUCUGAACAAGUUCAGCUUCAACCACUGGACAACAAAACAAAUGGUAUUCCCAUUUCCUCUUCUCAAUCAGGAACUGCUAACUCCAACCAUCCACAGGCAUCAAAAUGUUACUCUCAACCAAUGCCAAAAGGCUAUGUGCCCCAAGAGGCAGAUAAUGGAGUCAAAAUAGAUAACCAUCCUGGCAUCAAAGCAUUCAAGGACAAGAGGUUUGAUUCUUUUAAAACAUGGUCUGGAAGACUUGAGAGACAAUUAACAAUUCUACGUGGAAAGUCACCCAGAGCAACUGCACAAGAUGGUAACAACAACUCCAGUAGUACUGAUAGGCCUUUACCUGUGGAUCGGUAUUUUGAUGCAUUGGAAGGUCCAGAGUUAGAAACUCUCAGGGCUUCAGAAGAGACAGUGCUUCCUCAGGACAAGCAAUGGCCAUUUCUUCUUCGGUUUCCUAUUUCAUCCUUUGGUAUAUGCCUUGGAGUUAGCAGCCAAGCAAUUCUCUGGAAAGCACUGGCCACAUCUCCUUCCACUCAAUUUCUUCACAUAAGCCUCAAAGUCAACUUAAUCUUAUGGUUCAUAUCAAUUGCUCUUGUUACCACAGUUUUCACCAUCUAUCUUCUAAAAAUCAUUCUCUACUUUGAAGCAGUUCGUCGUGAGUACUACCAUCCAAUCCGUGUCAACUUCUUCUUUGCACCAUGGAUAGCUCUCUUGUUCUUGGCUCUUGGAGUUCCACCAUCAGUUACCAAAGACUUGCACCAAGUUCUUUGGUACAUUCUAAUGACACCAAUAUUGUGUCUUGAACUUAAGAUCUAUGGACAGUGGAUGUCUGGGGGCCAGAGGAGGCUCUCUAAGGUGGCCAAUCCAACAAACCAUUUAUCAAUUGUUGGAAACUUUGUAGGGGCAUUACUUGGGGCUUCAAUGGGCCUAAAAGAAGGGCCCAUUUUCUUCUUUGCUAUUGGUCUAGCCCACUACACUGUCAUGUUUGUAACUCUCUACCAGAGACUUCCAACAAAUGAGACCCUCCCAAAAGAGCUCCAUCCUGUGUUCUUUCUGUUUGUUGCAGCACCUAGUGUUGCUUCUAUGGCAUGGGCCAAUAUUCAGGGUUCUUUUGAUUAUGGAUCUCGAAUUGCCUAUUUCAUUGCCCUCUUCCUUUAUUUUUCAUUGGCUGUCCGGAUCAAUUUUUUCAGAGGAUUCACAUUCUCUCUUGCAUGGUGGGCCUAUACUUUUCCAAUGACUGGUGCAGCAAUUGCAACCGUAAGAUACUCAAAUCGGGUCACAAAUCCAGUUACCAAGACACUGUGUGUCAUACUGAGUCUCAUCUCCACACUCAUAGUAAUAGCUUUGCUUGUAUCAACUAUAUUGCAUGGCUUUGUCUUCAGAAACCUCUUCCCCAAUGACCUUGCCAUUGCCAUAAGUUACAGAAAGAGAAGGCCACAAAAGAAGUGGCUAGGUCUUAGAUACAGGAGCCAUGAUUCCAAAGAGAUUGAAAAUUACUUGAAGUUUGUGAACUCGGAUAAAAUUGAUUUAGAAGCUUCUGCCCCACUACCAAAUGGCACAGAAGAUACUCCAUCUAUCUGAGGAUAUUUGCUGUUAUAGUAAUGUGUCCUUUGAAAGACACAGAAUUUUAGUUAUGAGUUGCUUGCCUAAUAAUCUUUAUUAGUCACACAUGUGAGGAACAAAAGUAGGAGUUUGACUGUUCCAGUGACCAUGUAUCUGUAGAAUAUAAAGGUUUGUGUAGGAAGAGCAGUUUUUUUUUGUAGAAACAGUUCCCACCAUUAUAUAUAUUUUGUAAAAUGAGCGAGUUGUUGUACUAUAUGAAUAAAUAAUCAGAAUCAUUGAGUCAAAGGAAAUGAAUGGCAAAGGAUGGGCUUUGCAUAUCCACUUAGCACAAAUGUGGUGUCCUUUGGAUCUAAUCAGAUUGGACCAAACAUGCUUUCAAUGCAUGUAUAGGAUGAUAUAAACAUAUUUUCUCACUUUUCAGA